This is a messenger RNA of Otolemur garnettii (small-eared galago), 1182 nucleotides long. It is a transcript of the gene RBKS, whose product is annotated as ribokinase. NCBI's taxonomy places the organism in Eukaryota, Metazoa, Chordata, Mammalia, Primates, Galagidae. The transcript has 6 exons. The record is from RefSeq and is a predicted model, not a curated record. Gene Ontology annotation, molecular function: ribokinase activity. Gene Ontology annotation, biological process: D-ribose metabolic process. The coding region runs from base 384 to 1154 and encodes 256 amino acids.
GUGUCAUCAUAGCUCGCAGAUUCCAGGUAGUAUCAGGCAGGCCAUUACAAAGAUGCCCCCAUUUAUAGUGAACUACAAACAGCUGAGAUUCUUUAUAAGUAUUGGGAGUUAAGGAUGGUAGACAGCUCUGUCUUGGUGGAAUUAUCAAGGAAUAGAUCAAAGUGAGAGUAAAGCUAUAGAACUUCGAACAGUCCUUAAAUGCUUCACAUUUUGGGCAGGAUAUAAUGAAAGAAUAUAUAACAAUUCUUUGGGCUGCAAUCAAGUCUAGCAUCUUAUAUUAAGAUUAGUUAAUGUUUGUAAAGUACUGUGCAGAUAUGCCCUUUUAAAAUGCUAAGUAUUCUAAAAAACUACACAGUAGCAUUUUACUAAAUGUAAAAGAUCUAAUGUUCAUCAUUUCUUUGGUACAGGUUGGCAAAGAUUCUUUUGGCAAUGACUAUAUAGAAAACUUAAAACAGAAUGGUAUUUCUACAGAAUUCACAUAUCAGACUGAAAAUGCUGCUACAGGAACGGCUUCUGUAAUUGUCAAUAAUGAAGGCCAGAAUAUCAUCAUCAUAGUGGCUGGAGCAAAUUUACUCCUGAAUACUGAAGACCUGAGGGAAGCAGCCAGUGUUAUUAGCAGAGCCAAAGUAAUGAUCUGCCAACUAGAAAUAACUCCAGCAACUUCUUUGGAAGCCCUGAAAAUGGGCCGCAGCAAUGGAGUGAAAACAUUGUUCAACCCAGCUCCUGCCAUUGCUGACCUGGAUCCUCAGUUCUACACCCUCUCAGAUGUGUUCUGCUGCAAUGAAAGUGAGGCUGAGAUUUUAACCGGCCACAUGGUGGGCAGCCCUGCGGAUGCUGGAGAGGCUGCCUCAGUGCUCCUGGAAAGGGGCUGCCAGGUGGUAAUCAUCACCUUAGGAGCUGAAGGAUGUGUGAUGCUCUCACAGACAGAACCUGUCCCCAAGCACAUUCCUACCGAGAAAGUCAAGGCUGUGGAUACCACGGGUGCUGGUGACAGCUUCGUGGGAGCUCUGGCCUUCUACCUGGCUUACUACCCCAAUUUGCCAUUGGAAGAAAUGCUCAAGAGAUCCAAUUUCAUCGCAGCAGUCAGUGUCCAGGCUACAGGAACACAGUCAUCUUAUCCAUACAAAAAAGACCUUCCAGUUUCUCUAUUUUGACUGCUAUUAGCCCCAAAAUUAUACUUGG